AGUAAGUCGAUUAUAUACGGUUAUUUCAGAUAAUUAGUCAAAUAGUGUGAAAUUUGAGUGACAGCGACGCGACAGUGUGAUCUGAUUAAAUCGUGGAAGUAUCCAUAAACUAGACAUAGUAACACGAGACUCUAUAUGGAAUAAUGUGAGGAUGACGUGAUCUGCAUCAUCAUCUUUCCUUUGAAAUUAUCACUAGUCAGCAUUAUACAAACUGUGUUAUCGCUGGGAAUUCGAAGGUCUGUGGAGAACCUGUGGAUACGAAGAAAAAUAGUAUGUUGCCACCUACGACCAAGGAUUUGAAUCCAAAAUAUUCCAAGAAUCUCAUAGAGGUUUAUCGAAAAAGAUGGUGGAUUCUCUUUAUAUACAGCCUGUAUGCAUCUGGCAAUGCAUUUCAAUGGAUAGAAUACCCUAUUAUCACUAAUAGCGUGAUGAAAUAUUAUGGUGUGAGUUCCUUGAUGGUAGAUUGGACAUCAAUCAUCUAUAUGGCUGCCUAUCCUGUUGCUGUAGUACCGGUGUCAUACCUAAUCGAAGUCAAAGGACUGAGGGUUGCAGCUUUAUGCGGUGGAAUUGGGACUGCAUUAGCUGCAUUCAUAAAAUUAUUCGCCAUCAGAAGAGAUCUAUUUCAUUUGGUAUUGCUGGGGCAAGCAGUUGGAUCAACAGCUCAAGUUUUCAUUAUUUCUUUGCCCACGAAAGUUGCUGCAGUGUGGUUCAAGCCUAGUGAGAUAUCAACAGCUUGCGCCAUUGGAGUAUUCGGAAACCAGUUUGGAUUUGCACUUGGGUUCAUCAUUCCACCAACUAUAGUGAAAAGUGAUGACGAUAUAUAUUCAAUUGCAUCAAAUCUGUGGAAAUUAUCUGUGGGAACGGUCAUUUACAUGGCUCCUAUCAUAAUAUGUUUACUAUUCUUUUUUCCAAAGCAACCACCUUUACCUCCUAGCUAUCUACAAGCUGAAGCGAGAAAGCAGCUUGCACCGACAUUUAGCGAGUUCAUGGAUAAUUUUAAAAGAGUGCUCAUGAAGAAAGGAUUCAUCUGCCAUUGUCUAGCAAAUUCGCUGAACUAUGGGAUAUUUUCGGUUGUGGGGACGCUUCUGAAUCAAUAUGUUCUUCAGCAUUUUCCAAAUGGCGAAGAAGAUGCUGGUCGAAUGGGGUCCAUCUGUGUUAUAUGUGGAAUGAUUGGUGUAAUCCUUUGUGGAGUUAUUCUAGACAGAACUCACCGAUACAAGGCAACAUGCUUGUAUCUGUUCUACAUGAGUAUUCUAUCCCUGGCAUCGUUCAUCGUAGCUCUCUGGCAGCAAAGUAUCCUAUUCACUUACAUAUUAUUAUCAAUAUUCGCAUUUUUCAAUAACUCGAACAUCACAGCAGGAUUCGAAUUCGCCGUGGAACUCACAUUUCCAUAUGAAGAAAGCACUGCCACUGGAAUUCUGAAUGCAGUAUCGCAGGCUUUCGGGAUUAUCAUACUCCUAACAGCAGGAAAAAUCAACGGGGAGUUUGGUUCUCUCUGGUCCUUGACAUUCCAACUUAUUCUCAUAAUGUUUGCAGCCUUCUUGACACAUUUCGUGCCCAAUAUUAUGAAUAGACAAAAUGCUCUCGCAGAAGACAAUAUCAAAACAAAUGAAUAUGUUGUUGUCCCCAGAUUUGAGAAAUAAUUAUUGAGUUGUUAGCUAAUACGUGAAAUUAUAUAAUAAAGUAUUAUAAUU
Messenger RNA from Phaedon cochleariae (mustard beetle), 1694 nucleotides. Lineage: Eukaryota; Metazoa; Arthropoda; Insecta; Coleoptera; Chrysomelidae. The record is from the annotation of a GenBank genome assembly.